AUCGCUAUUUAAGAUACUAUUUACAAAAAAUAACAUUAUGUCUUUCUCUAGAAAGGACUACAGUAGGUUUCUAUCUCAAGGGAAUGCACCUGCUCCUCGUGCUUCCAGAUCUCAAGGGAAUGCUCCUCGUGCUUCCAGAUCUCAAGGGAAUGCAUCUAGAAACUGUAAUCCACCCUCACCAGCUAGUCAAAACCAACAAGCCGGUCUGUCUCUUCCACCAUCCAAUCCAAACUCGCCUAAUCCAUCUCAUUCAGCUACUCAUCCACCAACUGGGCGUCUCAACGAUCUGACAUUGGAGGAGCUCCUUGACAGUCCGGGGCGUCAGUCUCUUCAGAGACUAGAUCCAAAUCGUCCUCCGGGAACUCUUUGGUUUGACAUUGAUGGUUCAGUUGCAGCUUAUGACCGCAAGAUUUUUGAAAGAGUUUUCAAGGAACCUCAUGCCAAUUGGACACAGACUCCUAAUGCAGUGGUCAAUCUUUGGUAUGAGAGUUUUGCGCAAAUGUACAACUGGGACAAGUUCAUAAAUGAGAGAGUUAGAGAUGAGUUUGAGGACAAGUUGAAGGAUAGGAUGUCUGAUCAAGUUUCUCGGUGGAAGGGAAAGUGGAAGAAUAAAGGUGAUGAGGCAAAGCCUAAAUUGAUUGAUCCUCAAGUGUGGGCUGGACUUGUUCGUUUUUGGCGUGAUCCUAAAUCAGAAAUUAGGAGUAUCAACAGUAGAAAUGCCCGAUAUCAUGAUCCCGAUGGCCUUGGUAUAUCUAAACACCGUUCUGGCCAGACCUCUUUCAAAUCCCGUGCCAGAAAGCAUUGUGAGGAGACUGUUGAUUCAACUCCAAAUUUUCUGGUGGUUCUUGAGCAAACUCAUCGCAAACCUGAUGGGACUUUCAUUGAUAGAAAGUCAGAGGAGAUCUACAAGGAAGUGUCAUCAAGGAUUGAAGAGGAGGAGUCUCAGCUGUUUACAGGGGAUAAUACAGAGAGCUCUGCUUCAGGUGGAUUAUCAGUGGCUGCCAAGAACAAGAUUUAUGCUCAGGUUGCUCCAAGGAAAAAAGGAAGGUUGUAUGGAGUUGGUUCUCUGCAGCAUGAAGCAUCCUCAGUCACUGCUGGUCCAGCGCCUACUCAUAAUGAUCCGGUUAUUCUAUCGGAGAAGCUUGCUGCUGCUGAAGCUCGUCUUCAACUUCAGGCUGAGAAGAUCCAUAGCUUCGAUGCCUAUUUUGAAUACCUCGCAGAGAAGGAUCCAGUGUUUGCGGCAUGUAUUGAGGACCAUCUGAACCGGCAAAUGCAGACGCCACAAGAACUGCGGAGGGCAACGAGACCGGAGGCGAUCAGACCGGAACCGAUCAGACCGGCGGAACUGAGACAGGAACUGGUACCAGACCAGCCUCCUCUACUUCACAAGCUUUUUAAUUUCUCUCUGUUUUAAGACUUGAAGUUUAUUUUAAGACUUGGAUUUGGUUUAAGACUUGUAUUUGGUUUGUCAUCUACGCUUAUGUUUUUGAAU
Molecule: messenger RNA, 1492 nt
Organism: Arabidopsis arenosa
Lineage: Eukaryota; Viridiplantae; Streptophyta; Magnoliopsida; Brassicales; Brassicaceae
Source: the annotation of a GenBank genome assembly